This is a messenger RNA of Angiostrongylus costaricensis, 540 nucleotides long. The record is from the annotation of a GenBank genome assembly. NCBI's taxonomy places the organism in Eukaryota, Metazoa, Nematoda, Chromadorea, Rhabditida, Metastrongylidae.
AUGAAGAGGUACGAUCUUAACGAUAGAGUUUUGUGCAAGCAUGGUUCAUACUACUAUGAGGCAAAAAUCACGGAGAUUGCUGAAGAAGAUGGAGAAACCGUCUACGUCGUCCACUAUCAGGGUUGGCACAAAAGAUAUGAUGAGAGAAUAGCUCAAAGUGAGACAACGGAUAAGUUCCUUCCGUUCACUGAAGAGAAUAUUGCAAGGUGUAAGAAAGAAAUUCAAGAAGCAGCUUCGUCGUCGAAGAACAAGCGAAAGAAGACGAAAGAGAGCAACGAGGAUGACAAACUUAUCGACAUGCCUACGUGCCUGCUUCAAAUUCUCGUAGAUGAUAGUGACAUAAUGACUCGUCAACGUAUGGUUUCUCGUCUGCCAGCUCGUCAUACAGUCGACUCCAUCAUUAAUGAUGAUAUUAUUACGUGUACCCAGCACCUGAUCGGAUUCCUCGAGAAGAAUUAUGCGAAGUACUACAGUAUUGAGAACGAUUAUGAGAAUACUACGCCAGAAUAUCAGAAAACUGCCUGGGCUUCUACCUCAUGA